This is a messenger RNA of Striga hermonthica, 840 nucleotides long. Lineage: Eukaryota; Viridiplantae; Streptophyta; Magnoliopsida; Lamiales; Orobanchaceae. The record is from the annotation of a GenBank genome assembly.
AUGAUGGAGUGGGAAAAGCAGCCGCCUCGGACAACGGAAGAGGCGAGCGUCGGCGGCGGCGGCGGCGGCGGCGGGGGGAGCGGGGUGUUUGUGAAGGUUAUGACCGACGAGCAAAUGGAGGUUCUCCGGAAGCAGAUAGCGAUUUACGCCACCAUUUGCGAGAAGCUCGUCGAGCUGCACAAAUCCCUCACCUCCCAGAACGAUCUUACCGGAGUGAGGCUCGGGAACCUAUACUGCGACCCGUUGAUAGCCAGCGGGGCCCACAAGAUCAGUGGGCGGCAGCGGUGGACCCCAACUCCAUUGCAGCUCCAGAUUCUGGAGCGGAUGUUCGACCAGGGGAUCGGGACCCCGAGCAAGCAGAAGAUUAAAGAGAUCACGGCCGAGCUGUCCCAGCAUGGCCAGAUAUCCGAAACCAAUGUCUACAACUGGUUCCAGAACAGGCGGGCCCGCUCCAAACGAAAGCAGCAGGUCGCCCCAUCCACCAACGCAAACGACUCCGAGGUUGAGACUGAGGUCGAGUCCCCUAACGACAAGAAAACCAGGCUGCCACCCGAGGACGAGUUCCAGCCCCAGCAGCAGCACUUACUGGCCGCAAGGCCCGAUCAGGAGCUCUGCUUCCAAAGCCCACGGGCCCAGCCCGUGGACAUGCAUGCGGGUAAGCAUGACCCUCCUCCCCUGCCUCAGGAGGGCAGCUCCAAGUUCGGGGGGGCCAUGAGCCAGAUGCCGUUCUAUGGGGGUAUGCUGUCUAAUACGAGAAUGGACCAGUUCAUGGGAAAGAUGGAAGUGCCAGGGAGCUAUAAUCCUUAUUUGCAGCAAGAUGGGUACAACAUGGGGGGAUGA